AUGGGGGCCAAUGCCACCCUUCUGAUCACCAUCUGCCUGGAGGCUUCUCUGCAUGAGCCCAUGUACUACCUGCUCAGCCUCCUCUCCCUGCUGGACAUUGUGCUCUGCCUCACUGUCAUCCCCAAGGUCCUGGCCAUCUUCUGGUUUGACCUCAGGUCCAUCAGCUUCUCUGCCUGCUUCCUCCAAAUGUUUAUCAUGAAUUGCUUCCUUGCCAUGGAGUCCUGCACAUUCAUGGUCAUGGCCUAUGACCGCUAUGUGGCCAUCUGCCACCCACUACGAUACUCAUCCAUCAUCACUAGCCAAUUUGUGGCCAAGGCUAGUGUCUUCAUUGUCACACGAAAUGCCCUUCUCACUGCACCCAUUCCUAUUCUGACUGCCCGGCUCCAUUACUGUGGAAAAAAUGUCAUUGAGAAUUGUAUCUGUGCCAACCUUUCUGUGUCUAGGCUCUCCUGUGACAAUUUCACCCUAAACAGAAUCUACCAAUUUGUAGCUGGUUGGACCUUACUGGGCUCAGAUUUCAUUCUCAUCUUCCUCUCCUGCACCUUCAUCCUAAGAGCUUUGCUCAGAUUCAAGGCUGAGGGGGCUGCAGUCAAAGCUCUGAGUACAUGCGGCUCUCACUUCAUCCUCAUCCCGUUCUUCAGCACCAUCCUGCUGGUUGUGGUGUUGACGAAUUUGGCCAGCAAGACGGUCCCCAUGGACAUCACGAUUCUUCUCAGUGUCCUGAAGGUGGACAAUGCAGCGGUCACCUGGGUAGCCUAUGAAUGCUGCAAAUUUCUAGUGUAG
Artibeus jamaicensis (Jamaican fruit-eating bat) is the source of this 783-nucleotide messenger RNA. Its product is annotated as olfactory receptor 56A1-like. Gene Ontology annotation, cellular component: membrane. The record is from RefSeq and is a predicted model, not a curated record. Lineage: Eukaryota; Metazoa; Chordata; Mammalia; Chiroptera; Phyllostomidae. Gene Ontology annotation, biological process: G protein-coupled receptor signaling pathway. The coding region runs from base 1 to 783 and encodes 260 amino acids. Gene Ontology annotation, molecular function: olfactory receptor activity. The transcript is spliced from 2 exons.